CUAAAAAGUUACAUUUUAUAUUAGAAGCAAUUUCAAGUAAAUUUAAUCAAAAUAUUUUUAAAUUAUGGCUAAUAGUCGUUUGGAAAAGAUUGGAACGAUUUAUACGAGAGCGAAAGGUUUAAUUGAUUCAGGAGCUCGCAAUUGGGUUGAUAGACCGCUUUGGUUCGAUGUUUACGAAGCUUUCCCUCCUAAAGAAGAGCCCAGGUUUGAUAAAAAAGUUCCUAAAUGCGAGUUAAAAAAGAUAUUUUAUCAGGAAGAUGAAAUUAGGAGGUUAGGUUAUUUAGCAUUUACAGUUGCUCACAAAAUUGAGUGUACAGGGGAAUGGAAGAUAGAUAAUGGUGAAUAUUUCAAAUAAUUAUUAAUUUAUUUU
Molecule: messenger RNA, 370 nt
Organism: Onthophagus taurus
Lineage: Eukaryota; Metazoa; Arthropoda; Insecta; Coleoptera; Scarabaeidae
Source: RefSeq, a predicted model, not a curated record